Messenger RNA from Lytechinus pictus (painted urchin), 4308 nucleotides. RefSeq names its product protein ANKUB1-like. The coding region runs from base 1007 to 3190 and encodes 727 amino acids. The record is from RefSeq and is a predicted model, not a curated record. Lineage: Eukaryota; Metazoa; Echinodermata; Echinoidea; Temnopleuroida; Toxopneustidae. Gene Ontology annotation, molecular function: protein binding. The transcript has 3 exons.
AGGAAGAUUGUGUGACUUUGUAUAUGUUAGUGGCCUCCAGGUGACGACUCUCGUCGUUCAACUACGCCCUACUGGUGUCUGACCAUUUGUAUAACCCCAAAUGCCUUAUUUCUGGGAUCCUUGAGUCGAGCAACAUUUCAAAAUGUGACAAAAUUUUGGAUCGAGGUCAUUAGUCAUGUUUAGUGCUCAGAAAGUUAAUGAAUGCCUGAUUUCGAUAAUAACUACGAAGAAAACAUUGCCACAACAAUAAAAAAAAAAAAAUUCUCUGUCGUACACUGCUCAUUAACUAUUAAUAUAAUCAAUAACGCAACUUCGCAAACCGCGAUCCAUAUUUUUUGCACAGACGACCGGUGCGAUCUUUUCUUUGGCGCGCGAUAGACGUGUUAUCGGUAUAUGUCGAUAUUGAUCGGUAACCCUUCUUCUUCUUGAUACUCCUACACUUUACUCGCCACCCAGGGAUCUUGCUUGACAACGCUUGGUUGUUUACACUCUCUAUCCAUUGAUCCAUAAUAGAUUAGGACAGAGUAUGCAAACUUCUUCGACGCCUUCUUCUUUGACUCCAACUUACUUUCCAGUUGUCCACUGCUCUUCUGUCAUCUUAAAAUAAUUGCUUGAAAGCUCUAAAAUUCCAUUGGAGGAAAAAAAAAAUUUGGUGAAUACUUGUGGAAAAGAUAUACAUUUUCAGGAAAGCUUGACAUUAAGAGGCUGUAGAUAUAAGAGCCCAACACGUGUAAUUACGCCGUAUUUUGACCACUACCAUUAUAAUAGCGAUAUACAGGACAUACAACGAAUUACUCGACUAGAUACUUUCAAUCUACAUACAAUCUGCAUUUCACUGUUGAUCCCGUUGAUAUCACUCAUCGUCCUGUGAGCAGCGCCUACGAUCUUUCGGAAUGGAUGCUAAACUAUACUCAUCAGCACACUAAACAGGAAAAUAUAAAAUACACUAUCUGGAUCACGCUGGAUCUUUUCUUUCACAAGGGCGUCGACUAGGCAGACGAUCACGAUGUUACGUAUCUUUGUGGUCUACAACAAGCUCCGUUACACCUUCGAUACGGAUGCUACCGAUACUAUCGCCACCCUGCGGGAGUCAGUAUGUGACACAUGCCAGAUUGAUACGAGAGGCGGGAAAAACGGAGAGCAGAAAUUCGUGGUUCUGCAAUACCAGGGUGCUGACCUUCAAGAUACUUGGAAGUUAGGUGACAUCGGGAUUGUAGCUGGUUCCACAUUGCGAUGCUUUCUUCGAGAAGAAAUCACACCGAAGUUGUUCGUAUACUGCGUCUACAACGACGAGAAAGUUGAAAUACUCGAAGAAGUCCGGUUCGAUUCAGACUAUGUAGCGGCGCUCCGGUCGAUCAUCUCCCGUCGUAUCGGCCUACCGGUUACCGUCUACCGUAUCCUUGAUCCGAACGGUAGAGAAAUGUACGACGGAAAUCUUCUUUCCAUGUACGAUAUCUCCCUCGGCUGCACAGUGCGGCUGGAGACGUGGGAUGGCUGGAAUGAUUUCCUCAGAGCCGCUUCUAUUGGCCACACCACACACGUGUCCCACAAUCUCUCUCAGGACGAAUCCAUUGCGAAAUUUCAGAUGCGGAUCGCUCUUUUCAUUGCAGCACACUAUGGACAUAUGGAUCUUGCCUCCGCCAUUUUGAAAAUGGGUUACAGAUCGGAUGAGGCUGUGGGUGACCAUCCUACAAAGGAAUGGUGCGCAAGUACACACAUCGAAUCAAAGAAAACAGCGGUGCAUGAGGCUGCCGAGCACGGACAAUUGAGUAUCUUAAGAAUAUUUGUCUACAACAACAUCUGUUGCGUGACUUGUAAAGAUGGCAACGGUCUCACAGCUCUAAAUGUUGCACUCCGGAAACAAAAGCGUGAGGUCGCUCUAUAUCUUCUCACAAAACAAUGGUCAAAUGUGCAAUAUAGCGCCUUGAUAUUGCCCCUUACAAUUUAUUCCAAGGUUCGAAAGUGGUGCGACCGGGCCAAGGACAAAGUUUUAUUGGUGCAUGGUCCAGACAAGUCGAGUAUGAAAUAUAAGAGAACAACGCGGCAGCCAGGGGGUCUUUGUGGGGAAGGGGUUUAUGUUGAUGGAUUGGUCAAAAGCAGCCAAAAUACAAAUCCUAAGCGUGGAUCUGAGAUAAGUAAGACCAAAAAGAAGAAACAAAGAGAACAGAGAAGAUUAACGACGGCAAUGACCAGUUUUACAGGCGCAACGGGUUCUUCGUCACCGGAUCCUAGGCUUCCAAGGAUAUCUGGUGUCAGGACACCUACCCUUGUUGCAACAUACCGUGAAAGACUUCGAAGAAAAAAUGAAGAUGAGGAUGAAUAUGAAGGAGAAAUGUCAAAUGAGGAUAGUAGAUUUGCAGAUCUUCGGGAAAAGCUGAGACCGAGAAGCAAAAGCUUCAACCAUGAAAGGACACUUGCUCUGCCACAGAUCGGUCAGAAGCCUCGACCUCGUAGUUCAUCGCAACAAGAGAAUGGCCUUGCGGACAUUCGAGCAGUAAGUGCCGCUCCCAGUUCAAUAGACAUUGGUACAGAACGAGGAAAGAUGGCGUACAUCCAGACCACUGGGACUGGGAGCAGAAGGUCUCGAAGACCGAAGCAACAACAGGUUUCAGAAUCCAUGCCAGCCAAACCCAUCUUGGUCGAACAUAAACCAUCGAUAGCAAAGAAAGAAUCACGGUUCGACCGAAUGGAAAAGUUUCGAAGACAACGGAAGAAAGCUAGCAAGAUGGAUAGUAGUAUUCCACUCCCACCAGUCAGUAAAAACUCUGUCCAUCGGCCAUUUUUCUUCGCCCAGAACGAGGAUGAUAAUAUCCCUCGACUCACGGUAGAUCUGUACGAUGAAGUAAAUGGGAAGACAACCUGGGAGCGCGCUCUCGAAGCGCUCACCAUCGCGUCGGUGUUCGAAGAAAAACCGUGGUUGCAACGCGUCAGGAUGGCCAUGGUCUUGUCUAGGAAUCACGUACGAAGGAUAAAGAGUCUCCAGCGAUCACCGUCGAGUAACGGUAAUAUAAAAAGUGCUCUGAGCGGUAGGAGUAGCUCGAGAAAGGUGACUGUUACUGAUGAACAUGCGGUCGAUCAUGAAGGCGUAACGUCAAGAGGUGGUGGCCGAGUAGAAAGUAAAGAGCAAACAAUAAUCACUUCUGCUGUGGAUCAUUCUCAAGAAACAUCGCUUGCAACCGAAGUGAACUAAGUUUUUGACUAUGUAUUCAAAUUGAUAUGGUGGAUCAAAAGUCGUAGGCUUAUACGCAUACAGUUUUCCGGGAGGGGCAAGAGUACGGGAAAUGUUCGAAAGCAUAUAACCAGACACAGCUCUUCACAAAGGCAGUCAUUGGGGUGUGGUGCAUUUUAAUCUUUAAAAAAGCAAGGAUUUCGUGCACACAAUAUACUUUUUCGAUAUUUGCAAAGAAAACAAAACUGCCACCAAACGAUUACAGAAACAACAAAAUCAAAAGGGCAAACUCUUAAAUAACUAUGUACAAUUGUCAGAUUGAAGGCAAUAAUCCCCCUCCCCCCGAUUCGGUGCUAUGAUUAAUCGGAAUCAAUGGAAUGCUUAGGCUAUUAAAGGUCACAACCCCCAAAAUUAGCCUGCUCGGCGACCGGGCCUAAUUUCGCCCGGGCACCACUGGUUUUGGGGGAAUCGUUCGGUCGCCGCUCAAGAUUUACGCGGAGUUAAAAUUAUGGCGGCGAGUGAAAAGUGAGCAGGCACCGGUCGCCGCCUCAAAUACACUCGGUGCCCGGGUGGUCGCCGUCCGGGCGCCGACGUAAUCGAGCGGUGGCCGUCGAGUAAUUUAAGUCAGAAAUUGAACUCGUUGGAUCAAAUGUUGUCGAGCGGUCAACGACUGGGUGGCAGGCCAAUUGCAUCUCCCUUUGAAAUUCCUACCUAUGAAUUAAUUUAUAGGAUUAUUUCUUUCUUUCUCAUGUAUAAUAUCAAGCAUAAAGAAAUUGUCCAUUCUUGAAAAUGCUAAACUUUCGAUAUUUCACAAAAAAUGCCAAGCCAACUCUUGCAUUUUUCUAAUUCUGACAAAGUUCGUUUGAAAUUCAGUUGAAUAUAGAGUUCAUCAGGAAUUCGCAUAACGGUUGCUCUAGGUUGAUUUUAGCCUUUUUCUUAAAUCAAUUUGAUGUUAGGGUGACUUUUAUAAAGUCAUUUUAAUCAUGUAGAACUGUUUUCUAAUAUUGUAUAAUGCCAAAUGUAUAUAAACAUAAUUUGAUAUCUUUAAUUAUAUCUAAUGCGAUGAUGAAUUGGAGACCAUUUUAUAUUCACCUUAUUUAUUUGAAAUAAUAUCAUGUGAAUUGAUAUGAUCAAUAUAA